Molecule: messenger RNA, 8273 nt
Organism: Notolabrus celidotus (New Zealand spotty)
Lineage: Eukaryota; Metazoa; Chordata; Actinopteri; Labriformes; Labridae
Gene: dock5
Product: dedicator of cytokinesis 5
Exons: 51
Coding region: 155-5761 (1868 amino acids)
Biological process (GO): small GTPase-mediated signal transduction; cell migration
Cellular component (GO): plasma membrane; cytoplasm
Molecular function (GO): small GTPase binding; guanyl-nucleotide exchange factor activity
Source: RefSeq, a predicted model, not a curated record
CUGUGCGUGCGCUCUCCUCCCCUCCCCUCUCCGUUCACAAGUCAUGAUGGCGGAACUGUAGACUCCAGGACGAGCAGGAGUGCACCGCCCGUCCUCGCUCAGAAAUUGUACAUAGUUAUUUAUUUAUUCAGCCGACUCUACGUCUCUUUCCACAAUGACGCGCUGGAUUCCCACUAAAAAGGAGAAGUACGGAGUCGCAAUCUACAAUUAUGAUCCGAGUGGAGAGCAGGAGCUGUGUCUACAGGUGGGGGACACGGUGCACAUACUUGAGAAAUUGGAAGGCUGGUACAGGGGCUACACGCUUCGCAAGAAAUCACAGAAGGGCAUUUUCCCAGCAUCCUACAUCCACUUAAAGGAGGCUACAGUUGAGGGAACAGGCCAGCAGGAAAUAAUUAUUCCAGCAGAUUUACCCCUGGUGCAGGAGCUCGGGGCGACUCUGAGGGAAUGGGCGCAGAUAUGGCACAAGCUCUUCGUGGCAAACAAGACAACCCAGUUCAGGAGUGUUCAGCAGAUGGCCUACAGUCUCAUCGAGUAUCGAUCUCAGAUAGUGUCAGGAACACUGCCUAAGGAUGACCUUGUGGAGCUCAGAAAGAAAGUCACGGCAAAGAUUGAUUACGGGAACCGGAUUCUGGGCCUCGACCUGGUGGUGCGAGAUGAAGCAGGAAACACACUGGACCCAGACUACACCAGUACGGUCAGUCUGUUCCGGGCACAUGAGACGGCUUCUCGCAGCGUUGAUGACAGGAUACAAGAAGAGAAGACGAGGCUUCAAAAUCUGGAAAUGAGGCGUCAGACCCUGUUCAACGCUGUUCACACCUACAGUCUGCUCAUGAACCUGAAGAACUUUGUGUGUAGAAUCGGAGAGGAUGCUGAGCUACUCAUGUCACUGUACGACCCCGACCAGUCAGAGUUCAUUAGCGAGAACUUCCUGGUGCGCUGGGACAGUAAGGGGAUGCCUAAAGAAAUUGAAAAGCUCAACAACUUGCCAGCACUAUUCACGGACCUGAGCAGCAGUGACCUGAUGAGGCAGCGACUUUUCCUGGUGUGUCAGAUCAUCAGAGUGGGCAGCAUGGAGCUCAAAGAGGGAAAGAAACACACAGGAGGACUGAGGAGACCUUUUGGUGUGGCUGUGAUGGACGUUACAGAUAUCGCUCAUGGAAAAACAGAUGACGAGGACAAACAGCAUUUCAUUCCUUUUCAGCAGAUAGCUAUGGAAACCUACAUCCGUCAGAGGCAGCUCAUCAUGUCUCCCCUCAUCCCUUCUAGAGUCAUCGGAGAGAAUGAGCCGCUCACCGCUGUCUUCAACAAAGUGAUUGCCACGCGGGAGGUCAAUCACAAAGGCCAGGGGCUGUUUGUGACCCUGAAGCUUCUCCCGGGGGACCUGGCCCAGGUGAGGAAGGACUACCCCCACUUUGUGGACCGCAGCACGGCUAUCGUCAGGAAAAUGGGCUUUCCAGAAAUCAUCCUCCCAGGAAACAUCAGGAACGAUAUUUACGUAACCUUGCUGCAGGGAGAGUUUGACCGCGGUAAAAAGAAGACCCCCAAAAACGUAGAGGUUAUACUGAGUGUGCACGACGAUGAAGGCAAUCCUAUGGAGAAAGCAAUAUUUCCUGGGGCCGGUUAUGAUGGCAUCACAGAGUACAAGUCUGUCAUCUACUACCAGGUGAAGCAGCCGUGCUGGAAUGAAACAGUCAAGGUGACAAUUCCAAUUGAGGACGUUUGCCGCUGUCACCUGAGGGUGAUGUUUCGACACAGAUCUUCCCAGGACUCUCGGGACAAAUCAGAGAAGCCGUUCGGUAUGGCCUUCGUUCGACUCAUGAGAGCAGACCGAACCACACUGAAAGACGGCAGACAUGAACUGAUUGUCUAUAAGGUCGACGUGAAAAAGGCAGAGGAUGCAAAGGUUUAUCUCACCUUGCCAGCAACCUGGGCUGAAGUCGAGGAAAAGGAAAAGCAAACAGGGAAGCAGUUUCACCAUUCAGGAGUGAUUCCUGUGACUAAAGAUAGCUUCCAGAUCGCCACGCUUACCUGCUCCACUAAACUCACUCAGAACGUGGAUUUACUUGGCCUGCUGAACUGGAGGUCUAACCCUGAAGCCCUGGACCAGAAUCUGCAGAGACUGAUGGAGGUGGAGGGAGGGGAAAUUGUAAAGUUUCUCCAGGACACUCUCGACGCCCUGUUUAGCAUCAUGAUGGAGACCUCAGAGAAGGAAACCUAUGAUACCCUGGUGUUCAAUGCUUUGGUAUUUAUAAUCACACUUAUUGGCGACAUCAAAUUCCAGCACUUCAACCCGGUCCUGGAAACUUACAUCAACAAGCACUUCAGUGCCACUUUGGCUUACAUGAAGCUAACCCGGGUCCUUAACUACUACGUGGGCCAUGCUGAGGAGCCCGCCCUGACUGAGAGGCUCUACGCAGCGCUCAAAGCUCUGAAAUACCUGUUCAGGUUUAUUGUACAGUCUCGAGUCCUCUAUCUCAGAUUCUACGGGAACAGUGAGGAUGGGGACGCUUUCUUCAACUCCAUUCGCACCCUUUUCUUGUCUUUCAACACGCUCAUGGACAGACCGCUGGAUGAGGGGGUGAAGAUAAAGGGAGCGAUAUUGAAAUACCUCCCCAGCAUCAUUAAUGACAUCCAGACUGUGUUUGAUCCCGUGGAGCUCAGCGUCCUCUUAGCAAAGUUCAUUGAGAGCAUUCCUGACUCUCAGCUCGUGCGUCAGAAGCUGGGCUGCAUGUGUAAAAUGGUGGAGAGUGACCUUUUCAGGCAGCCAGAUUGUCGAGACGUGCUCCUGCCACUUGUUACCGACCAGCUGAGUGGGCAGCUGGACGACCACUCCAGUAAGCCUGAUCAUGAGGCCUGCGCUCAGCUGCUCAGCACCGUGUUGGACAACCUGGACCGCAAGGAUGUGGGUCCCACCAGAGGGCAUGUCCAGCUGAUAAUGGAGCGGCUUCUUCGCAGGGUUAAUCGCACUGUCAUCAGCAUGGACAGAUCCUCGCCGCUCAUUGGCCACUAUCUCGCCUGCAUGACGGCUAUCCUGAAGCAAAUGGAUGACAUGCAUUACGCCCACUACAUCAGCACCUUCAAGACCAGACAGGACAUCAUUGACUUCCUCAUGGAGACAUUCAUCAUGUUUAAAGACCUCAUGGGAAACGUCUUCCCUGCAGACUGGAUGAUCAUGAACCUGGUGCAGAUGCAGGUCUUCCUCAGGGCUAUCAACCAUCACUCUGAUGUCCUCAACAUGUACUUCCUGGACGAGGCGCAUUUUGAACUACAGCUGUGGAAUAACUACUUUCAUUUGACGGUGGCAUUCCUCACCCACAAGACACUGCAGCUGGAAUCGUUCUCUCAAGAGAAACGAAAUAAGAUCUUGAACAAAUAUGGGGACAUGAGGAAGACUAUUGGAUUUAAGAUAAGGGAUAUGUGGUACAAUCUAGGCCCACACAAAAUGAAGUUCAUCCCCGCCAUGGUCGGGCCCAUUCUGGAGGUCACACUGGUGCCUGAGCCUGAGCUGAGGAAAGCCACCAUCCCAAUCUUUUUUGAUAUGAUGCAGUGCGAGCACAACUUCAACCCCGGUCGCACCUUUGAAACGUUUGAGAACGAACUGAUAACAAAAUUGGAUGAAGAGGUAGAGGGAGGCCAAGGGGAUGAGCAGUACAAAGUCCUGCUGGAGAAAACUUUACUGGAGCACUGCAGACGCCACAGAUACCUGUCACUGUCAGGAGAGGAGCUGGCUCUGCUGCUGAGCAGUCUGCUGGAGAAUCUGCUGGCGUACCGCACCAUCACACAUGACGAAAGUCCUGAGCAUCGCAUGAGCUGCACCGUCAAUGUGCUGAAUUUCUACAAAGAAAAAAAGAGGGAGGACAUUUACAUCCGGUACUUGUACAAGCUGAGAGAUUUGCACCUGGACUGUGAAAACUACACAGAGGCAGCCUACACCCUGCUGCUACAUGCUGAAUUACUGGAGUGGUCCGAUAAACCCUGCGCACCUCAUCUGAUACCCAGAGAUGGGGACCACGUGUGGACUCAACAGGAGCUGAAGGAGAGGCUAAUCCAGGAGAUGAUAUGCUACUUGGACAAGGGCAAGAUGUGGGAGAAAGCCAUUGAGCUGGGGAAGCAGCUCGCCAAAAUGCACGAGAGCCACAUGUUUGACUUCAUGGAGCUGAGCCAGCUGCUGAAAAAACAAGCUCAGUUUUAUGAACAUAUCAUGCAUGCAAUGCGACCACAGCCGGAGUACUUUGCUGUAGGAUAUUAUGGCCUUGGACUCCCCUCGUUCCUCAGGAACAAGAUGUUCAUCUAUCGAGGCAAAGAGUACGAGUGGCUUGAAGACUUCACCUUGAAGCUGCUCUCUCAGUUCCCAAACGCAGUCCGGAUGACCAUUACAGCGCCCCCUGGAGACAAUAUCUGCAACUCCCCUGGACAGUACAUCCAGAGCUUUACUGUCAAGCCAGUUCUCACUGUGCCACAGCAGUUUAAAGACAAGGGGGUUCCAGAGCAGAUAUUAAACUAUUACAGAACCAAUGAAGUGGACAAAUUCCAGUAUUCCAGGCCCUUCAGGAAAGGUGAAAAGGACCCAGACAAUGAAUUCGCAACCAUGUGGAUCGAGAGAACCACAUACAUCUCAGCGUAUCGCUUCCCAGGGAUUCUGAAAUGGUUUGAAGUCAAAUCUGUCUCUGUGGAGGAGAUCAGUCCUCUGCAGAAUGCUGUAGAGACGAUGGAGAUGGCCAAUGAAAAACUGAGUAACCUUGUACAGCAGCAGGCCUGUGACCGCUCACUGUCCAUCAACCCGCUGUCCAUGAUGCUUAGCGGCAUCGUUGACCCUGCUGUCAUGGGCGGCUUCUCCAACUACGAGAAGGCUUUCUUUACUGACACCUACAUCCAAGAGCACCCAGAGGACCAUGGGCGCAUUGAGGUCCUUAAACAUCUCAUCGCCCUGCAGAUCCCUCUCUUGGCAGAUGGAAUUCGCAUCCACGGGGAGAAGACGACGGAGCAGCUGAAGCCCUUACACAACCGUCUGGUUACUUGUUUCCGAGACCUUCGGGAGAAAGUGGAGAAGCAUUACGGCGUCAUAACCUUGCCCUGCUCUCUCACUGAGAGGAAGAAAAGUCGUGUGGGCUCUGUGGUGAUGCCCUACAUCCUGUCCUCCACCCUGCGUCGCAUGUCCACCAUCUCAACCCUCUCCGACGCCUCCUCCGGCCUCUCCAGCGGCUCUGCAUCCUCAGAUGGACCCUCUUGCAUUUCCUCCCACGACUCCUUGUUGUCCCGUCCCAGUGAUCACAGGACCUCUGUCCUGCCCCGCUCAGAAGAAGACAACAGGAUUGCUCGAAAGAACAGGAAGGAGUGGAGUGUGAGCAAAUCCCAGGUCCUGCUGGAGAGACAGUCAGACAUAGAUGAGACUCCUCCAGAGAGGCAGCAGAGGCCCAAGAGUUUACAAUUAGGAGACCGGCGGCUCACUCUCUCCUUGUUCCAGGGAGUUUCAUCCCCGCUCAGCCUGUCUAACCCUCUCAGCCCGCUACCUGCCUCUCCACACACGCCACGGAGUUCCAGUUAUUCAUCGCUCCUCAGUGACAAUGAUGUCAAUACCAUUGACACCCCAGGGACCCCCCCACCCAUGCCUCCGAAGAAGCACCCUCAUGAGAUUGACAUCCCCGGGUUCCCUACUGAGUUCACUCCUCCUUUACCGAUGAAAAUCGAGAGUAAACCUCCUCCCCCACCUCCGAAAACGCGAAAGUCAAUGUUCCCCUCAUAUGAGCACCCACCACACUAAAGCUACACCCACACACAAGGGCCUUAAGGAUUCAGUAGUUCUUCAGCCUGGCUGAGCACAGUUUCAUUUGUGGCAUUUUGGAAACACCACAGUCUGGUACAGAUGCAGGACCAUCUACGUGGGAUUUUUUGCUAAAUAUUCGGGGGAAAGAGAAUUAUUUUUAUGAUGCAAAAAAAAAAAAUCCAAGCAGUCCUUUGUUUUUAAUUUUUUAUCUGUUGUUUGCAAUUAAACUGCAAGAAAGAGUGCAUGUAGGGCUGUUGUUGUUAGAGGGUACUACUGUGCAGGAAUGAUCUAUGAGUGUGUGCACAUAAGGUCACUGCAGCCUUGGAUUCAGCGUGUCUUUUUCAGAGGUAAUGAUGAAAGGCUGAUUAGACGCUUUAUUUCUUGAAGAAAAGUCAUUUUUGUACAGACUUUAUUACUUGCAGGGAAAAAGAAUGACCAAUGCUGCAAAUAUAUUUUUAGCUAUCAUUAGAUGGAGUGACACUGGAUGACUUGUUUCCCUUUAGCUGUUUACCGGCAUUCCACACCGACAUUUCCACACAGGAAAAAGCUGCAUAAUAUACAAGACAAACUUGAUUAAGAGCAGGGAAUACAAUGUACAGAAUGUAACUGUUAGAUUUUAUCAUGUGUCUGAUGAUGGUGCUUAAUUGUACUAUGAUCAAUGCAGUUUUUAUGAGAAGACAUUUAAGAGACACUGGAUGGCAUUAAUGAAUGUGUAGUUAUUUAACCUUUUUCCUGAUGUUUAUGAUCAACUAAAUACUGUAACGAGUGCUUUCAAACUGGACCACAUGGAUGUUUGUGUUCAGUGGAAGCAAGUUGUUUUUUAAAGGAACAGUUCAAUACUUUGGGAAAUGAUCUGUUUUGCUGGGAGUCAUUUGAGGAGGUUGAGACAGCUCGCGUGUGUGCAUGGUAAAUAUGUGGCUGGAGUGAGCUAACAGCUAGCCAGGCUCAGUCAAAAGGUAACAACAUCUGCCUCCAAGCUCUGAGGCUCACUAAUUAACAUUCUUUAUCUUAUGUAAUUAAAAUGGUGAAAACACAUGUAAUAAUUACAAUUUGUGUUUUAACAAGGGGAUUUGUGCAGCUGCCAGGCAACCAGUAUAGACGACUAAUUAAUGCUCCUGGCCACAUCAGUGUCCGACGAGUAACACCACCACGUAAUACCCCAAAUUCUAAAUUUCACGUGUGUUUUCUCUAAACAAAUGUGAUGCAAUGUGUGUAUUAGUGAGCUUUGGAAGUGCUGGAUAGUAGAUUUUCCUACUUUCACUCCUAAACAUCCAUUCUAGGUGAUAAGAUCACAAGUGGACCGCCUCAAGUACCGGUAUAAGUGGAACUCAAUGUGUCCUUAUUGAUAUCUGAUCACUCAGGGCACAGACGGAGGUGGUCUUGAUGCAUUUGAAAAACAUAUUUUUUUUAUUAUUUAUUGUAUCAUUUUAAUAUGUGAAGAUGUAGUUUCUGCAGUAGAGCUGAGUGUGCAAACACAUACGGUACAUGUAGGCUAGUUUAAGUAUUUAUUUAGCAAAAGACAGUAUUUGAUUUCUUAAUACAGGAUAAUCUCCCACUGAUGAGUAAAGAGUAGAAGACACAAGUUAAAGAUGUGAUCAACCAGUAAUUGAAUAGUCAUGCUCAUAUCAUAGCUCAUUUAUUGGCUGUGAGUCUGAACCUUUUGUUAUCAUCAUUCAGUGUUAUUUCAAGUCUAAUGACGCUGAUUGAGGCUUCAUGUUGAUUUACAAAAGAGCGGGAAAGGGAGAUCUGGUCGCAACUGGUCAAUAGAGACGUAUUUGGAGAGACAUGUUGAAGCAAGUAUCACUUGUACUCUGUGCUGUCCACUUGUGAUCUGAUCACUCAGGAGGGGUAAUAAUACCAUGUGUAAAUAAAUUCAUAGAAUCAGGGAACCCUUGGUAGCAGCUUCAUAUUCUACACAGAUGUGAGCAGUUUGUAUCUUCUCAUUUAGCUCUCAUCUGGAAAGUGAAAUUAACACACUUCCCAAGUUUCCCACUGUUCCUUUAAAGAACUCUAAACUCUGUAUGGUACAAGCAUAAAAGCCUUUGAAGUUCACUUUAGUUUUAUAUUUCAGGUGUUGGUACAUUUGCUUUUUUAUCAGUUAAUUACUGGAGUUUAAAUUAUUGUUAUUCAGUCCAUGUUUCCAUUGUUUUGCACACUAGAUGUGCACAGAGAUGGUUUACUUAAAGUCAACAGAAAUGAGUAAUAUGGAUGUACUGCUUUACUAUAUGUGCUUUUUCUGUGCCUUCGGAGUGCUAAAUCUAUGCAUGAAAGCUGUUUUUUAAAUGAUCAAAAUGAGACGCUUAUUAAGGUGUCAGUAAUUUAGAUGUAUUUUUACAUUUUUAAAUUGUUUUACAAGGGAUUUUCUUUUUUGUACAGUAAACAUUUCCUAACAAGCAUCAAAGAAAUUUUCUACAAACAUUGCCUCAAGAGAUGUAUAAUGAUCUUUUUUUAUGAACAUGCUGUUGUUGACUGAACACAAAUAAAAACUUUAUGAAAGCGCCGACUCUCA